Nematostella vectensis (starlet sea anemone) is the source of this 2345-nucleotide messenger RNA. RefSeq lists its product as uncharacterized. Gene Ontology annotation, biological process: regulation of apoptotic process; proteasome-mediated ubiquitin-dependent protein catabolic process; protein polyubiquitination. The record is from RefSeq and is a predicted model, not a curated record. Bases 126 to 2285 code for a protein of 719 amino acids. Gene Ontology annotation, molecular function: protein binding; ubiquitin protein ligase activity. NCBI's taxonomy places the organism in Eukaryota, Metazoa, Cnidaria, Anthozoa, Actiniaria, Edwardsiidae. The transcript is spliced from 4 exons.
CUACGCGUCAACAUGCUGAUUAACAAAAUGCAAAUGAUGAAUUGAACAGUCCACGUUACUAAGGGGAAAACAUUCUCAGUUAGACAACCUGGUGGUACAAAAUCUUCUUCCUUUUGCGCCCCAGAAUGUCGGAGGAAACACCUUUUGGUGCCUUGCUUCAAGACAUCGGUAGGGGAUUGGAAGUAGAAAAUGUCCGAUAUAUGAAAUUUUUAUUGCAAGGUCAUAUAAACAGAGAGACAUUACAGUAUCUUGACUCGGGAGAGGAAUUGACAGAGGCAUUGAGAGCGCGAGGUUUAGUCUCCCAGAAGAGACUCGCAUUUCUAAGAAAGCUUCUGGUUGAAGCGAAGUGUUUGAGGCUCGUCAACUUGGUGGAUAAUUUCAGAGAAAGGUUUUCACCAGGUGUGAGUUUCGGAGAUAAAGACGCUAAUGAUAACAUAGUAAAGAGAGACAAAAAGCGAGAGUCAAUCCUGCGAAUGAUUGAACGCCUAGAAGUAGAGAUCAGCUCAAGCGAAGACGGAGAGACAGAGUUGACGAACGAAACCAAGCAGUACGAGGUGCACAUCCAGUCAAACAACGAGAGACUUGUCCAGAAAGAAGACGAAAUCCAGAAACUAAAGGAAACCAUCAGCGGGAACAACGCAGUGAUCGAGUCUUGCGGACGCAAGUUGGAGACUGUGAGGUUUUUUUUGAAAAAAAGUCAAGUCGAGCUUGAUAAAGUCAAGAAGGCGCUAGAGCAAAACAAGGACAGUACGGAAUUGAAAAUGGAAUGGAAGGAAAAGAUGGAGAAGUACGAAAAGGGGAAGAAGGAAGAAGACGAACUGCUGGCGAAACACCAGAAAGCAUUAGACGACAUUCGAUCGAUUCACGUGGAGAUUCGGCACCGCACCGAAGAGAUGAUCAAACUUGAGGACUUUGUGCACGAUUGCAUCAUUCAGAUCCGCGUUGUAAAGCAGAACAUCCGGAAGAAUCAGCGCAUGCGCAUGGAGAUGCACGAGAAACUUGAGAAUCUGACGCAGGAGUUGAGCGACACGACUCGGCUAAAUCCCUUGACGCCAGCGCUAUCCAGUAGAGGUCAAAGAGGAACGCCGAGAAUCCCAUAUCGGGAAUCCCAACAGAACGCCGAGGGAAACAUCGACUUCAAAAUUCUCGACUACCAUGAGAUCACGGAUCGCGAAUCUACAGUGAUUGGACGAAAGGGAAAAGGCACUUCACCACCACACUUCAACACGCCUGUCGGCAUAGGUGUAGACCGCUGGGGGAAGCUCUACGUCGCCGACUAUGGCAACGCGCGCGUGCAGGUUUUGGAUAUUGGCGGGAAAACUGUGCGCGAACCACUCAACAUUGGCGGGAAAUGUCGCCCAUGCGCACUAGCUGUUAGUCAUCGGGGCGAUUUGGUAAUGACUGACUCGCAUAUUGUGCGCGUGUUUAAUAGAAAAGGAGAGUUUGUGCGUCCCAUCUUGCCGAUCUACAGUAAGCAUGAUCCCCGGCCAGAUCUGUGCUCCCUAGCUAUUGAUGAUUCCUCCAACAUCUACAUCGGAGAUCGUGCCAACCACCGCAUUCAGAAAUUCAACUACGAAGGCCAAUUCCAAUUUUUUAUUGGAAGCUCCGAGGAACUCUGCUAUCCAAUAGGAAUCGCUGUUACAAAACACGGUGACGUUAUAGUUUCCGACAAUGAAAAGCACCAAUUAAAAGUAUUCUUUCACGAGGACUUGACGCGCCCAAAGACUAUCGGUGCGAACGGUAUCGGGAUAUGCAAGUUUGCCUUCCCGCGAGGCAUUGCGCUUGACAAGGAAGAGAACAUUCUGGUGGCUGACAGUCAAAACCAUCGCAUUCAAGUGAUAACGAUAGAAGGGCAGUAUAUUGGUAGCUUUGGAAAUGUCGGAGAUGAUCCCGGAUGUUUUAAUACCCCUUAUGACGUUGCUAUAGAUACUAGCGGAAACGUGCUUGUUGCGGACACCAAGAACCACAGAGUUCAGAUUUUCACUCGAAUCGUGCAAGUGUGCGUAAUUUACAACCGGGAUCAGGAGGAGAACAAAGAGCCCCUAGAGGGCAUGGGUGGGGGUGAAGAGGAACCUGACAGGAGUAGUGACAGUCAAAGUACUGGCUGUGUGGAUGAUUAUAUUGACAAUGAGGGAAAGCCGAAUGUCAAGUCUCAGGUGAAUAUAGAUACUGAUCAGACUGACACAGAGUUGGCUGUGAUAGAUGGUGAAAAGACGGGUGACAGCUCAUCUUACAAAAACACUGAGGUCACCGUACCAGAUGACGAUGGCGCAAUUGAUAAGUGAUUGAGUUUAUAUGAAAUUUAAGAUUGUAUAAUUUGAAAUAAAAUUUAUGUUUAAAAUUAA